Molecule: messenger RNA, 25939 nt
Organism: Lineus longissimus
Lineage: Eukaryota; Metazoa; Nemertea; Pilidiophora; Heteronemertea; Lineidae
Exons: 119
Coding region: 175-22476 (7433 amino acids)
Biological process (GO): transmembrane transport; lipid transport
Cellular component (GO): membrane; intracellular membrane-bounded organelle
Molecular function (GO): lipid carrier activity; ATP hydrolysis activity; ABC-type transporter activity
Source: RefSeq, a predicted model, not a curated record
UCAUUACGAAAAGGGCAUUCUACAUUGCACAAUCCACUUCCAGAGCGGAGAUUUCGUACUGUCAGCUGUGUAUAAAGUGAAGAGGAGAUAGACGAGGGAGAUUUUAUUUUGUCUAGUUGGAAUAGGACUUUUACAAGGGUAAGAGGCAAGGAAACCUGAUUAAAAGCGGCCAAUAUGGGGAUCCUCAGUCAGUUAGGACUCCUCCUUGGCAAGGAUGUUACUCUCCUAGUGAGACAACCAGCGGUGCUGACAUUUCAAUGCCUUUGGCCAUUGACAUUAGUUUUGAUAGUAGCUGUGGUGCGGCAGGCCAUGCCACCAGAAGCAAAACCAACAUGUUCAUAUCCAUCCCGUUCCAUGCCCAGUUCUGGUGUGAUGAACUUCAUGCAGUCGUUCGUUUGCAAUAUCAACAAUAAAUGUACAAAUACUGAUGACAGUGCGGCUAAAGCAGCCCAGGCAGGCGCCAGGAUCUCCAACUUAUUCAAGAAUCUUGAGCCAUUAGCCAAAGCCAAUGGCAGCUCGGGCUCCUUGCUACAAAAGUUGCCAAAGAGUCUGGAAGCCCUUGAUGGGAUGAAGGAGGUCUUCAAUAAACCAGAAGUAAAAAGAUUCUUGAACACAAGUUUACAACUUGGCAAUUUUUUCAAAGACCGGGAUAAAGUCAAGCAGAUUCUGGUGUACGAUAUGAAGGUACUCGAUGCACAGACAGUGGAUGCCUUGUUGAAUGCUAGCAUCAAUUUGCAAGAGCUCUACAACCUCAUUGGCUACAUCGACUUCAAAGGAAUUGCGUGCAAUGAGACACGUUUAAAGCAGUAUUUGAUAUUCAGUAAAGAGGCUGAUGUCCAGAAGGUGGCGCUUCAACUCUGUCGUAUCAAAGACGACAAGAUCCCGGACCUAGUCGAUCAAGUCCAGCACCAAAUAGACGUCAAGUUCAUCUUCCAAGUCGCAUCCAGGAUAGCUGGUUUCGUCGGAGAAUACGACAUAUCGGCCGCAUUCGAUGACAUCGCUUCGAUGUUCGAUAGCGUCUUGACCUUUGACAUCAUGAAGGAUGUGACCAAUGUCGUUCCAACGAUCGUCAAGAUAUCCUCUAUGCUGAGGCGGACGGGCCAAAUGAUCGAAGAUAUCGUCGGCAAGAACAUGUCGGAGGUGAACGCAACAUUUGCAAUCUUUGGAACGGUUAUGAACCAGCUUGAUCCUCUGGUCAGCUCAAUCAUUCAAGAGACCAUGCCCAACUCAACCAUCUGGAUCGAUAUCAAGGACGUCUUCUACAAGGUCAAACAUAUCUUUGAUAUCGUCAGCGUCAUCUUCAAACAAACACCGAAUGUCAAACUGACCUUUGGAGGAAUACUGAAGAAUGCCACAAGUGUAGAAGACAUGCUAUCCAAGUGGCUAACCGUUGAAGGCCCCGAAGUCAUCAGCACAUUGAUAAACGCCCAAGUCGACCAGACCAAAUUGAACGUUUUCAUACAAGCAAUUGAUAAUGCAAGUUCCUCACUUGUUCCCAAUUCCCAAGAGGCAUUGUUGAGAGUUAUGUGCGACAGACCGGGGAUUACCAGCUUCCUCAUUACGCCGAAGCCGGAUGUUCUUGACAAGUACAUCAAGGAGAGAUUGUGUCGUCUCAAUAAUACAGCCAUCAUGGACGAGUUGAUGGCAAACUUCGAUAUCAAGAAGAUCAUUGAUUCGUUUGAAAAGUCUAAAGUCCCAAUGAACUGGAACUGGACCGACCUAGCAGAAUCUGGCAAAGGUUUGGUGGAUACCGUCAUGAAACAUUGGAAGGACUACGAAGGGUUGAUCACGGUUCUGAGUAAAAUUGAAUUUGAGAAGAUAUGGCAAGGGUUCAUGGCAUCUGACACGCAGGCAGGGAUUGAUCAGUUGGUUGUGGGUAUUGCCCAGAGUGUGUCCGGUCUGCAGAUGUAUCCUGAUAUUGCCAAAAGUCCCAUCCUUCACCAGAUCAUUGAGAUGACCGAUCUCAUGCACGACAUGCUAACGUCCAUCAUAGAAAUCAUCAAUAGCGGCAUGCUUUACGAGGAACCGAUGUUGAAUGUUGCCAAGGAGAUGGCGAAGUAUGGACCCGACAUAAUGACAGGCAUCAUUGAGGCUUUGUUCAAGCCUGAAACACUCAUGCUUGUAUCCAAGGAUGCUGCCAAACUGGAAGGAAUCCUCUGCAAUGAAACAAGCGCUCGUGCGUUCCUAGGACUCCCGGCCUCCAUGGAUAUAAAACAGAUCCAGGCUCAGCUCUGCAACAGCAAGUUCUACGACUUUGUCAAAAGAUGGCAGACCAAGUUUGAUCUCACAAAAUAUGAGAAAAAGUUUGGUGAGAUAUUUGGACCCAUGAACUCGACAACCACGACCACAAAGUACCUUAGCGAUUCGGUCAUGAAGGGUUACGAAAUGUACAAGAUGAUCAUGAACAUCUCUGUCUCGAUGGACAAGACACUCAUAAAGUGGAACCAGACGUUGAUGACGAUUGGUGCAUCAUUCAGCGACCCCAAGUGGCAGACAGUACCGCAGACUCUGAUGAAUCAGAUGUCGUACUCGAGUGUUGCCAUGGUCGUGGAGACUCUCGGGCCGAUCUUUGAGAACAGCUCUGCCUGGCAGUCAGUAGGCCAGGCCAUCAAGAUGAUGACACUCACUGUGGACCUUAUGAACACACAGCUCAGCUCUACUGCUGAUGUAUUGUUAGGCAAUACAACAGUGCUUGGCAAGGCAAUCAUGUAUGUAACUGAGUAUGGACCAGACAUGAUGGAGGCUAUUGGAAAAAUGAUGAUGGACCCAGCCAAGUCCACCAAGUUCUUCAUGCAGCCCAACCUAACCCAAGCCCUGUGUGAUGAGACAACCGUUCGUACAUACCUGGCAAUACCACCCCGCGUGCCUCUGAAGGAGAUGCUACAAUACUUCUGUACCCUAGAUGUUCAGAAGUUGAUGAAUGAACUCAAUACUGGCACUGAUAAAGUUAUCGAAAAUAUGAUCAGUCUAAUGAACACAACAGCACCACCAAAAAUGGAUUGGAUCGCUGCCGUCGAGAGCGGCAAGCGUCUUUAUGACACUAUUGAAAAGAUGGUCGCCGGCACCUACAACUCAAACACGGUGACGAUGUUUAUGGAUAUUGGCGAGAAGGCUAAGCGUUAUGAGACGGCCUUCAACAACCUGGUGCAGAUGUUUGAGAAUGCCACUCAGCAGGAUAUGCUUGGGAUCUUUACCACCAUCCUGAAGUCGAUGGAGGUAAUGGAGAAUGUCUUGCCUCCAGAAAUGUGGAAAAUGAUGAAAAUAUCGGUCAAGGUCGUUGAUAUGUUUGUCCUUGAGAUAAACAAGAGGAUGGAAAAGAUGACAAAAUAUGGUAUCAGACUUGGUGACAUGUUCGAAGCACCCUCUAUGGUCCGUGACUUCUUGAACGCGACGUUGUCGAUGACCCCUUCUAUGAUAGACGGCAUCAUGAACAUGAUACUUGAACCAGAUAAGGUGAUUGUUACUCUAUUGACGAACCCGAACCCCUGUGGUGGGACCUUCUUCACCACGAUGUUCCCCAAGGCCAACCCAACGUACGUCGCGGUCAUGGAGAAGAUGAUAUGUUACACCAGUUUAGAUUCAAUUGGGAAGGCACUAUCGAAGGAACCAUUUGUUGUCAUGAUGGUAAACUUCACUGAAUCUAUUACGUACAAGGAAACAAUGCCGUCACCACCAAAUAGAUGGAAUGUCACCAGCAUUCAAGUCUCAAAUUAUAAAGAUAUACCUGUCAACUUCACCGAGGUUGGCUUACACGUGUUCGAGACUUGGCGAAUUAUGGAGAAACUGGUCAAUGUAACUGGACCGUACCUGCCCGAUGUUCCUGGGUUCAACCUCACGUCUAUCGAACUGACAACUCAGAAAAUGAUCAUGAAGAUGAAUGCGAUGGAUUGGAACAAGUACCUCGCGACCAUAACUCAGCUGACACCGUUAUUGGUGAACGCAACUGCCCAGAACAUGUUUAGUCUUCUUCCUCAAGGGAUGUUGGACACCUUCUUGCCUAUGAUGGAACUCCUCAAUAAACUUGUGCCCCUGCUGAAUGACCGCAUGGGGAUCUUGUUGCGUUCGAACCUCACAAUUGAGAGUAUUUUCAAGGAUUUCCCUCUCCAUCAGAGAUUGGUAUCGAUUCUGAACUACAUGCCACAAAUAACUGAGGUUUUGAUCACCUCCGUAGAGCCAGACAAUGUUCAAAAGCUAAUGAAUAUGACGUACCCAGCACCACUUGACCUGAUGAGGACGUACAAUAACCUGUGUAGCAAUGAUGCGGCGAAGUACUUCACCAUCCCAUCCACAGCUGUACAGUUCAGAUACGUCCUUCAGACUGUGUGUGUAAUUUUAGGCAACCCAGAACAGCUCCUCAAUGAAUUCUACAGAUUCACUGGAGUCAGUGCUGUAAGGGAAUGGCAAAUGCUGCAGGCGCAUACCAACAGGUCAGAAGCCGCUAAAGCCGUUACCUUUGCUAAGUAUGUCUCGAAUGUCCUCGAGAUGAACAAGGUGAUCCAAGAUCUCUUCACGAAGCUGACGAGCCCAGGUAACGGCCUGAUCAUUUCACCACCGCUGUGGCUUGACGGACGCGUCUGGCAGCAGGCUUUGAUGAACGUCAACAGUAGCAUAACGCUGCUGCAGACAAUGAAUACAGAGCAAAUGGAACAGUACCAAUUGAAGCUGGUCGCAGCGUUUAACCCCCACAUGCAGACAUUAUUGACCGCCACAGACGUAAACGGUUUCUAUCACGCUGUCAUGCUUACUGAAGAUGUAUUGAUAGAUGCCGUGACACGGUUCAUUGCAAAUGGGACCUUGAAGUUCGAGGACAUGCUGAAGGGAUUACCUGAGAUGCAGAAGGUGACGCAAAUGGUGGGCUAUUUCCCACAAGCCUUUGAGAUCCUGACCCUGACUAUGUUACAUCCAACGAAAGCCUCGCAGUUCGUCGAUGCCAUCAACAAGAUGGAGGUCCUGCCAAAGAUCUGUAGUGGUGCCCAAGACCAGGUCCUCGACAUCCCAUCCUACCUGAUGGCAGAUUUCAUGGCGCUCAAACCCAAGCUAUGUGCCGUCAAUACUACAAAAUUCAUGCAGGAACUCGUGACACUACCAGUUGCUGACCUUUUCGGACCAAAAAUGAAUGAAAGUUUACACAACAAGGCCCCAGUCAAUUUCACCGCAUUUUACGAAAAGUCUUUCAUGAUCAACAGGCUGAUUACGCAACUGAUAAUGGCGCCUCCUAACAUUGACUUUGGAAAUCUCAUGGUGUAUAAUGCGACGUUAUGGAGUGAAAUGAUGAUGAGAAUUCUGAGACAGCUGAAUGACCCCACAAGAUUCAGCCUGGCAAAUAAUGUGAUGUUGGCCACGUGGCUUCAGGAGAUGGUCAAGGUCGACCCCAUCUUAUCUAAAGCUGUGUCUGUUGGAAACCUUGUCAUGGACUUCUUGGUGAAGGAGUUGUAUCCAAUGAUAGGUGCCAACCUGACCUUAGAUGACCUGAUUUCCCCUGUCAAAUACCCGACUCUGGCCAAGCUGACGAAACUACUUGACUACAGUCCUCAGAUUGUGCAAGUCCUCAUCGCGACGUCAACCAUGAAGAGUGGACCGCUCACUGCCCUCUUCACAACACCCAAACCCCUGCAAGCAUUCUGCGCAGCCCCUCUCGACACCUACUUGGCCAUCCCCGCAGGCACUGAAGUGGCCAUGAAUCUAGUCAACACGACCGUCUGCGGCUUGGACCAAGCCAAGAUUGUGGCUGAAUUCAAUAGCAGGAUUGGGAACUUGUCAAGCAAAAUUGAAGCGCUUUUCAUGGACAAGUCCUUGGCGGUGAUUCCUCAACCGAACGUGACGGAAUUCCUAACAAACGUCGACCUCAUGCAAAAGAUUCUUAUGACGAUGAUCACAGCGCCUCCGCAGUGGGUGGGGUACUACGACUGGAUGAAUGCAACAGUAUGGCAUAACGUCCUUGAGAAUCUCGAGAAGAUGUGGCCCAAUGAUACAGCUUCCAUAAUCAACCAGGCCCUAGCAGGACUACAACAGGGCCUUGACAGCGUCAUGCCGAUGCUCGCAAAUAACACGGAGGCACUCCAAGGUUUACGCACAACGCAAGAACUUCUGAACUGGAUGAACAACUACCUGAACCAGGGCACGAAAUGGAACCCUUUCUCUCUGAUUGAGAAUACGACUGAGUUGAACAAACUGUGGGAGAUCGUUAAGAGGAUGCCGACUGUUCUGGAUAUGGUCCUGAACACGAUGACUGAUCCUGUCAAGAGUAAUGCCCUGGUCAAUGGUCUUAUGAUCAAUCCAGCCACAUACUUGGCUACGAUCUGCCAGAACUCGAACUGGAGCACUGUGUUUAGCCAUCAUCUGAGCCAGGGACAGGAGGUGAACAAGAUUAGACAAGAGCUCUGUAGCCUGAAUAUGACAUUGCUGGAAGCUGAGGUCAAACAAAUGGCUCAAACAGAAUUUGGUGCAAUCAUCAAUGCCGCAACCAGUAAUGCCACUGGGAGUUUCAACACUGCAAACCUCUUCACCUCAAUCAACACAAUGAGCAACUUAAUCCAGAAGUUGGUUGGCGAGACCGCCCCUGGGAAAUUCCCAUUCGCUUUCAACCCAAAUGACUAUCCAUUAUUCAAUGAGCAAAUCUGGAAGACCACUGUGGACAGAUUCUUGUUUGAGAUGCAGAAUAAGAUAGGCAAUGACACAGAUAGCAUUAUAGCGCUGGUUGGCCAGUUUGACUGGGUAUUCACCACCCUUCUUGCCCAGACUGGAGCAGCCUCGGGUGAUAUCCAAAAUGCCAUGGAAGCUCUGUCCUCACUGACGGGGAUGUUCAACAAUGUUGUGAAGUCUCUGAUGGACAACUCCUUCAGUAUGGAAGUGGUUCUUGGCCAGGGCUCCGAGAUUCAGAAACUAACCAAGCUGUUCAACGCCCUCCCAGACAUCACUGGAAUGAUCAUGGCUGCUGGAAUGAACACUCAUCAGAGUGGACCUUUCCUAACCCAGCUUGCCAUGAUGAACGGGACUGACGAUUUCGUCGCCUUGUGCAAGUCUGACUGGAAAAAGUAUCUCACGAUGCCCAAGGGAUCCAGCAUCAAUGUAGCAGACGUCCAGUCUGCUGUCUGCUCCCUCAAUAUCACCUUGCUCGAGCAGCAGAUGUCAACCGAGUUCGGUUCCCUGGUACAGUUGAUGGGUGGUUCCAGUGGAUCCAAGACUCCCUUCAGUUUUGCCUCCCUCAUCAUGAAAGCCACCCAAACGGCGGCCAUCACUUCCAAGCUGAUAGGUGGCGUGAACAUCUCCACAUCGUCGUACCCCUGGGCCGACGAGAGCCGCUGGAUGUCAAUCAUCAACGACUACAACGCACAAACACAGAAUGUUUUGGCUCAGAUUCUCAACGGCAUUGAAGGAUUUGGCAGCAUGUUAGCAGCAACCGUACCAAACCAGGAGCUGAUGCCGGCCAUCCAUAUAAUGAACCAGGUCAUGGAGCUUGUCCUCACGAAGAUGGGAGACUUAAACCAGACUCAUAUCGUCCUGUCGGACCUGUUCAAGUCACCAGAGCUGAAAAAACUGUUCAUGUACCUUGAUAAUGCACCAUAUUUAUUUGACGUGCUUACAUACUCGAUGCAGAUGCCUAUGUUUUGGAAUCUCACAAUGGAGAAAAAUAUCACCGUGGCUUUCCUGAAGUUGUGUCAUCCCAUGUCGGACGUCACCCAGUAUUUCGGUGUUCCUGCUGGAUCCAAUGCCAAUUUGACCGCUUUGAAGGAAGAAUUCUGUAAGAUCAACAUUGCCACGCUGAUGGAGGAAGCGCAGGCGGAGUUCAACAUCCAAGACAUCAUUGCCGCUGGAAAGAACGUUUCCCCCGCGAACUGGACAAUGACCGGCUUGAAGUUCUACCAACUUUACCAACAAAUCGACAAGUGGGUAAAGAAUAAACCUGAGGUUCAACUCCCAAAAUGGACAAACGGAACACAGUGGAUUGCGACGUUCACUAAUUAUGCCGCCUCAAUGAACACUUCACAGGACAUCUUCCAAACGGUUAUGAAAACGUUCGUGAAUAUGAUCCCGCUGUUUGAAAAUGAUUCUAACGCGCUUGCGUUCUUCGGCGUUCUGAAUACCAUGAUCAAAAUGGCCAAUGAUAAUAUGAAACUUAUCGGUCCAGGAAUGUCGAUUACUUUGUACGAUAUUGUCCAGAAUGUUCCGCAGUUGAAGGACUUGGUGAAAUUGAGCUUGAAUCUGUCUACGGAUGUCAUGGAGUCAGCACUCUACACGACAUUCCUUGAUCCUGCGAAACUGAUGGCGUUUGCUGUGGCUAAUGAUUCGUUAGCGGCGCUGUGCGACCCGACAACUGGACUAGCAUCCGCUAUCACGGUCCCUGCGAGCGUCAAAGUCGAUGCUCAGGAAAUCCAGCGAAUCAUGUGCAGUGUCAAUAUAACGACCAUGCGGGCUGAGAUUAUGACGGGAUUCCACAUGAACCAAUUCAUCAUGGCAAUCACAAUGGCGACCCAAAACCAAAUCAAGUCGGUGAACUGGACGGAACUUCUGACAAACUCAGCCGAGUUUACAACCCUACUGGAUAACCUUAUCAAGAAUCCUCCAACAUUUAAAGUGAAUCUUGACGAAAAUGCUUUCAAGGCUGUUUUUGAUCAAUUCAUGAAGAACAUCAAUUUAGAAGAUAUGAAGAGCUAUCAUAAGUUGAUUGAGGUUAUGAUGACUGCUCUUCAGGGAAGCGACAUUUGGAACCAGCUCCAACCUGUCUAUAGCAUGGGGUUCGUCAUCGCGGAAUACGUCAACACGAUCCUCGGACGUCUCCAAGUGACAGAUGGCAAGUUGGAGUUGAUGUCGCUAUUUGGCAAUGCUGAUAAACUCAAGGACAUUCUGAAGGUGACCUUCGGAUUCUCAAAUGACCUUGCCAAUGGAUUGCUCUCAACUCAGAUCAAAGUUGACAUGAUUGUUCCGCUCAUGGUGAAUGCCAUCCAAGCCCCGGAUACCUUCUUCAAAAACCUAGUGUGCAGUGAAGCUCAGUUGAAUCGGUAUUUCUACAUCUCACCAUCCCUCAAUGCCACAAUGGUCAAAAAUGCUUUCUGCGGCUUCAACGAAACCGCGAUCCUGGCAGAAAUCCAGAGAGAAUUUAACAUCGCGUCUCUCAUGCAAAAGAUUGCUCAAGUCAACAAUGGAACCUACAACAUCAACAUAAUGAAUUAUCUGCAAGCAUCUGAAAGUCUCGUGGCGAAACUCAUGACCUUUACGAAUGUCACCGGUCUGACCUUCAACCAGAUUGACCUUUUCAAGCCAAUAAACAUGACUGCUGCCCUGGACAAAUCCAUGCUUCAGUUGGUGGCAAAUCUGCCCAAACUUGAGGUGGAGACAUUCACACGAAUGCUUGAGCAGAUAAUGCCAUUGAUUGAGAAGGAGGCGUUCUGGAACCAAACCAAGUCGUACCUUAUCCUUAUCAACACGGUAGCAGACGUCCUCAACAAGAAGGUUUCAAGUCUGAUUGGUUCUAAUCUCACCCUGGACUCUCUCCUAAAGGAUUCGACCACUCUCAAGACGUACCUCCGCAAAUUGUUUGCAUCGGCCCCGCAGCUCGUCAACGGAAUCAUGUCAGCCCAAGUUGAUAUCGCGAAGAUUUUGUCCACAAAUGACACAGAAUCCCUGCAGACGGCUCUAUGCGGAGACGCCCUCAAGUUCACCAACGUGAAUGUUACAGCAAUACACGAGUCGCUGUGUAAGGCGAACCUGACUGCAGUGAUUAAGGAGCUGAAGCUUGAAAUCAACUACGACAGGAUCUAUGCCGAGAUUGUAACUAUUUCGUCCAUGCAACCUUCGCCAACUCCAUUCAACUUGACCACGACCAUUCUCAAUAUGCAAACCUUGGCCACCAACUUUGCAACCCUUGCCGCCACUACCAAGCUGCCUACUUUAGGCCAGUUCUUCAACUACACGGGCAAUAUGACUGAGUGGGAGCAACAGUGGCUCCAGUUCACGUCACAGCCAUUGCAACUGGAUGACGCACUGAUAAACAUCAUCGGCAGCACAAUGGAGAGUAUCACUCCAAUGCUGGCAAACAGUCUUGGGCCAGUGCUACCAACCAUCAUCAAGGCAUACGAGUUCAUGGUCAAGCUUGUCAAGGAUCGCCUGAUCCAGUUCGGAGGUCGACCGAUCACGCUGAAUACACUUUUCAACAACGCAACGCAGGUCCAGAUGAUCAUCCAGGCAACAUUUGGCUUGGACGUGAAGACAGUAGAAGCAUUGCUUCUGUCAAGUGUGCAGUCCGAUAAGCUGAUUCAAUUGAUUGCAUCCCAGGACCCAUUAAAGUCGAUCUGCGCAUCCGGCCUGGACUUCCUCACGCCACCUAGUGGUGCCACUCUAGACCUAUCCAGCAUCCAGUCCAUGAUGUGCAAACUUAAUAUCACCAUCCUCAUGCAGCAGCUUCAGGAUGAGAUCAAGCUGAGUGAACUCCUUGUGCUGGUUAACACAACAAUGACCAAUCCAAAUACUUACGUCAACUGGACAAGUGCCAUGUUCGAAAGCAAACAACUGAUUGAACUGAUCGCAUCACUGGUCCAGAAGCCUCCAACACUUGACCCAACCCUCCUGGCUCUAUUCGACUUAACUAAGUACAGCCCAGCGAUAAUGGCAUAUGUAAACCGAACGACCCAGUUGGCAGAGUCUAUGGAUAUCGCUGGACUUCUGUCGCAGUUCCAGCCCCUUCUUCUCGGCGCUUUAGCCCCUCUGCAGGGAACUGAAGCCAUGAACAUCACACUGCAGGCCUACCAGAUCACAAAAGCCAUAUUGGAUUUCACCAACUCGUUGCUGUCACAAGUGACGGUCACCAACGGACAGGUUAAUAUCGGUGGACUAUUCAAGGACAGCCAGCGCCUGAAAGACAUUAUGGACGUGACUUUUGGACUUGGACCAACAUUCGUCUCGGGAAUCCUAUCCUCAGUUAUGAGUGUUGAAAAGUUGGUUCCACUCGUUUCACAAGGACCUGCAGCAAUUCCUGUCCUGGAGAAAAUCGCGUGUGACGAGGGCUUGCUUAAGCAGUAUUUCACAUUCCAUUCGACUGUCAACGUUAUGCUGGUCAAACAGGCCUUCUGCGGCAUCAAUGCUACGCUGCUUCUGGCCGAGUUGGAGAAGGAAUUCAGCUAUUCAAAGCUCAUCAGUGAGAUCCAGAUGGCACUCAAGUCUCCCUCCACAAACAUCGACUUUGCCAGCAUUUCGUCAACAAUCCAACAACUGAUGGCAAACAUCAACAAGUUCACCGGAGCGUCUGGCGUGAUUUUCAACGAAAAAGAUCUCAUGAAAUAUUUCAACUUUUCCGCGAACAUGGAUCAGACGAUCAUGGCGUUUGUGGCGUCACUACCACCUCUGGAAACAGCGACGUUUGCCAAAAUUCUCGAACAAGCGACUGCUAUGCUUGAGAACACCCCGAUUUGGAGGACUAUUAAGGGUUAUCUGAAUGUUAUCAACAUUGUUGUGGAUGUGAUGAAUAAUAAAAUCAAGGAUAUACCUGCAUCAAACAUGACAAUAAAAGACCUGUUCAAGAACUCUCCCCAGGUUCAUAAGCUUCUAACGUCAACGUUUGCUUUGACCCCCGUUCUGUUGGAAAAGGUCAAUCCAUUUUUGGCUGCACAGAUCCAGACAACAAAUGACCUGAAGCAGUUCCUAUGUGACGCCGUCAAGAACUCGUCGCAGCCGAGCAGUGCUGCCACCAUCUGUUCAUUCAACGAAACUGUGCUUCUACAACAACUGAUGAUGGAGAUUAACUAUCCUGCAAUCGUGGCUGAGAUCUCUAAGAUUGGACCAAACUACACUGCCCCGUUCAACUGGACGACCACCUUGAGGAACGCCCAGCAUCUUGUUCAAAACUUCAUGACGUUAGCCAACACGAUCAAGCUGCCUACAGUCCAGGAGUUCUUCAUGUAUACUGGGAACUUUACUGAAUGGGUAAUGAAGUUGGAGCAGGCCGGACUUGUGUAUGCCAACCCCACCGUCGACAGUAUCGUUGCUUCGAUUGGUGCGACCCUUGACAGCAUUCUGCCAAUGCUGCUACCCAAGAAUGACACCACUGCUCAAGAGUUCCUGUUUGUCAUCAAGAGUUAUGACUACUUUGUGAAGGUCAUCAAGGACAGGCUUGUUGCAUUCACAGGAGGCCAGCCUAUCACGCUUGAGAAGAUCCUGAAGAACGCAAACAGGACCAAGGAACUACUAAGAUCUGUGCUGAACCUCGAUGCGGCCAUGAUCGAGGCUUUGCUUUCAUCAACGGUCAACACGGACAAGCUAUUUGCUCUACUCAGCCAGCCGGACUUAGACCAGCAACUCUGCCAGUCGUCCAACAGUCUGAGCCAGUAUUUCAGCCUUUCACCCAGCGUAGGUGUCAGCAUAGACCAGCUACAGAAAGCCAUCUGCAAUGUCAAUGUGACCAUCUUGUUAGAGGAACUGUCGCGAGAGUUUGAUAUACAGAAGUUCGUGCAAUGGUCAAAGAUCCAAGGACCAAUCACUCUCAACUGGACGUCGACCGUCAUGAAUUCUUACGACCUCGUCAAGACCUUCAUGCAAUUGAUCUCAUCUGAGCCCGGCGUCUUGGACAGCAGUAUCCUAAACUUCCUAAACACAUCGCAGCAGCUCGGGCCAAUAUUUGAGAACUGGUUCCAAAUGAUGUUGAAUUCGAGUCUGGGAGCCAAUAAUUACCAAAAUAUUGCGAAUCUUCUUGAAACUGUGGUCACAAUGAUGGGAAACUCCUCUGUCAGCCAAGACAUGAUGAAAUUCCUCUACGGUGCAAACUUCUACUUGGAGUACCUGAACCAGCGGCUCACACAACUCACAACGCAACCAUUGACUUUGGAUUCUCUCUUCCGUAACAUGACAUCGAUCCGCUCCUUGCUGGAGGCGCAGCUGAAAACAGAAGAUGUCAUUGUAGCACUCAAUGCUGAAAUCAAACCUGACAAGUUGAUGGCAUUGAUCCAAGCAGUCAACAACAAGAGCAUGACAAUUGAGGGCGCCCUCUGCAGUGCCGCAGACCUACUACAGCUGCCGGCAAACUAUACAGGAAAUCUCAAGCAGUACAUCAAGAACCAGCUCUGUACCAACACGACUGCUAUUCUGGAGGAGCUAAAGGAUGAGUUCAGGAUUGAUGAGUUAAUGGCUGGGCUAACCCAACCCAAGCCCUUCAAUUUCACCGACAUCGUUACAAACAGCGACAAGUUCUAUAAACUGCUGGCCCAGCUCAUCAAAGUUCCACCCACAGUUGGUGCCGAUCUCCAGAAUCUUUUCAACAUGACUGGUCUUGACUUUGAUGUCAUCAUGAAGGAAUUGGGAAAAAUGGACCCUUCGAGACUACUGUCCUUGGUGUCCACCUUCGGCCCAAUGUUGAACUCCCUGGACCAGAGCAUGGGCGGAUUCAUGGUCAUGCUGCAGCUGCAAAUCAGUUCCAUCGUCAAAAACCUGGAAUUUAUGGCCGCCCAAGGCUUCGACUUGGAGAAAUUCCUGACCAACUCAACGGCGCUCGAUACGUUCUUUCAAAACAUGUGGUCGACGAACACAGUCGAGAACCUGGCGCUAACAUUCAACUUUAUGAUACCGCCCCAGUUCAUGUUACUCUCCGGAUACCCCGUCAUUAAGUCUCUGGUUUGCAAUGAGGCCGCCCUCCGCAAACUGAUCAAUGCGCCCGCCUACCUAGACGUGGCCAGCAUGAGUGGAGCCAUGUGCAACAAGAACGGCUCGCAAUGGGUUAACGGUUUGUUGAGCGCGAACAUCAGCCAAGGAGAAAUAAUCAACCUCGCAUCAAAGCUCCAGAUGGUUCUUGUGAUGAAUGCAACUAUGCCGGUGUUACCAACAACGCCCAGUGCCAACUGGGUAAAAAUGGAGGGGGACCUGAAGAAACUCGCCGAGAUUUUCAAAAACGUGCAGAAGCUUCCUCCUGGUUUCAUUCCUGGCUUCAAUGAGAGUUACUGGAAACCUCUGAUGGAGGCAUUCGUAAAGAGUCUCGAGAGUGGAAUCACAACACAGACCCUCAGCUUGUUGAACUUCAUGGAUCCUCUCCUCCGUGACCAGCAGUUCUGGAACCUGAUGAAGAAAUACAUGCAGGAGUUUGCUACAUUUACCGAAUACAUCAACACAAUGCUUGGCAAACUCCAGGAUGGUGGCAAGCAACUACAACUGGUGAAUCUGUUCCCGAAUAAGGAUGCGGUAGUAAAUGCGUUGUCCCAAAACAUCUCCCAGGCCAAUAUUGCAGAGUUUCUCACCGCUGUUGUCGAGCCACGAAAGUACCUCGAGUUGCUCCAAGCGGGUAACAAAGCUGAGGAGUACUUCUGCAACGCCACGCUCUUCAGCGCCACCUUCCAGUAUCCUGCCUCAAUGGAUGCGGCCAAACUGCAGCAAGUGAUGUGUGCGUCCUUCAAGAACAACAAGUUAGGAUUACAGCAAUUCAUGUCACUGUUGAACAUCGAGUCUCUUGUCAAAGAGAUUGAACGUCUCACUGGCACCAACCCCACCACGCCAAUGGAUAAAAAUCCAUUCGAAUACUUCGUCACGCAGAUUCGCACAUUCGUACAGAGCAUAAAUCUUAUGACCAUUUUCAUUCCUGGUGACACCAGUGCCGAAUUUCAGAAAUAUUUCCGAACAAUUGAGACUGCCCUCGCUGUGAUGUUACAGCAGUCUUCGACAAACUUCGGCCGAAUGUGUGACGCAACGCAAGCUUUACUGAAUGAGGCUUGGUUCAAGGAGGCCAGACCAUUUGACGUGACUAUUCAACUUGGAAUGGAGGUGGCAAGUGACUUGCUCAAGGGCCUGGUGGGACUAGAGCCCGAGAUAUGCACGGCCCAAGGAUCAAGCAUCACAAAUGUUUUGAGGAAGUUCGCUGAUAUGAACAUUGUUCAGAGCAUUACAAAGGUGAUGAAAGUCUUCAAUGGUGAGAUCACCGAGUCAUUCCAGUGCAGUCGGUCAAUUAAUGCAGGCAACUCCAUCUAUGAAACAUUUGAUAAACUGCUCUUAAACGGCGUGCAGAACAAUCAGAAGAUUACGAAAUGCGUGGAAGAUUUCUUUACAAAGAACUUUGCAUCAAUCAAGGAUGUCCAAGGCUUCUUCAGCCUGAUGUUGGAGUUCCAGACCGUCAUAAACGAGGACCUCUUCAAUACGAACUCUAGUGAGGUUGGCGCCAUCAUUGACGCAGUCAUCAGCGGAAUCUUGCGACAACAGCCUGUUGCUAUGAAGAUAAUGGAUAUCUUCAAGAAGGACAUGAAUAUAACCGACACCCUGCUGAACAUUGCUAAAGUCACACCAGAAAUGGUCAACAUCAUCCUCCAGUCAACAAUCAACUUGGACGUGAGCAAGUUUGAAAAUAUCUCCGACGCAGAAAUGAAAGCUAUCUUUUGUUCCCCUGCCGAACUUUCAAAACACAUCAAUGUGCCCGCAGUCUUUAAGUUGGACUUUGUUGUCCUGAGCAGCCAGCUGUGUUCGGCGGCCCAGAAUUUCAGCAUCUCCCAGCUCAGGAAUGGGCUCAACCUGGCUAAGAUUGCUAUCGUGAUUGGCGGAUCAAAUAAUCCAGGUGUUGUUGCAUCCGACUGGUUGGACGAGAUUGUUGUACACAUUUCUGACAUCGUCCGAUACGGUUCAAGUUUGUUUGAGCUGGUGGAUAUGGUGAUGCCAUUUGACAUUGACAAGAUAAUCAAAAUGCUUCCCAAGAUCCAAGAAUUGAUGCUGGACGGUACGCCAGAGAAAAUAUUUGACAGUCUUGUGGCCCUUAUCAGAGAGUUUGAAGUGUUUGCAACCACACCAGAGACAAAACAACUCGUGAAAGACGUGGCCAAGUUUGCCAAUGGUCUCCGCGAUCUCAAACUCUUCAAGUUCAUGUUCAAUGUACGUAUGAGUGACUUGAUCAAGGAUGACGAAGCCUUUGCUAAUUACCUGAUCAAGGAAAUUGGAAUGACACCAGACGUGACCAAGGCUCUUCUCAAUUCCAGCUUCUCGUUCUUGGAGAUGGAACUCGUGGUCAAGAAGAACAUCACGGCCUACUUCUGUGACCCUGUCAAGCUGACGAAGCUGAUGACAUUGGACAAAGCGUCCACCGUGAAAGCAAGUGACAUUACCAGCGCUCUGUGCUCCAUGAAUGCAAACAAGACUGCUGAGGUCAUGGAGAAGUUGAUCGUCGAGUUGGAUAUUGGAGAACUCAUCAAAACGUACGUGACCAUGACCGCUGACCAAUUGUUCAAGGAGGGAAAUGUUAGCAUGGAUGGAAUCAAGGACACCAUGGAGAAACUGAAACCAUUGACAGACCAGCUGGAGAAAUAUCUACAAGAGCUGUCGGAAUUCACCAAAGCUCUGCCCAGUAUCCCAGGCAAGGCAAGCGGACAGGUUUCGCCAGGCGGGCCAGCUACUGCUAAACAAACAGCACCCGAGUCUGAGCCUGAGUCUUCUGGCGUCAUGUCUAUGAUGAGCGAGAUGUUGUGUGGCAGCCCCGAUGCCAUGUCGUUCAAAGACGAGUUUGGAAUUGCUGACAGCAUUGGGGAAACGGACACAUCGUCUCCACAGUACCAGAAAGAACUUAACGAAUUGCCAGGUCAAUCGUGCGCCGAAAUCUACAAAACCAUUCGAUCAAUGCCGGGUGGCUCCAUCAUUUGGGCAUACAUCAAACCGCUGAUGCUUGGCAAGAUCCCGUAUUCACCAGAUACUCCGAUGACAAGGCAGAUUAUGAAGCAGGCCAAUGCCACAUUCGAGGAGCUCGGCGACUUGAAAAUGAUGCUGGAGGAGUUUGUGAAGCAAGGCGGAGGACUCAAUGCUAUUACUAACAACACUGAAAACAUCAACACCCUGAAGGAUGCUCUGACCAACCCAUUCGUGAGUGGAGCAAUUGAGGAAGCAUUGGGCAUGAAAGGAGACGAGUUGAUCAAAAUGAUGGAGAGCUUCUCCUUGGUCCAGACCGACGACUUGGAGAAGAUGCUGUACUAUUCAAGCAUGAUGCUCAACUACACCGACUGCGUUGACCUCGAUAGAUACGUUGGCGUGAAGGAUGAAAAAGAACUCGAGAAAGUUUCUGCGGAGCUUGGAAGAAAUAGGAAGGUCAUGGCGGCGCUUGUUUUCAUUGAUGGUACCUCAAAUAGAAAGAAACGUGCUGCUUCGCCAAAUGGAACAGCAGACGUCAUGCCCAAACAUGUCAAGUAUAAGAUCAGAGUGGACAUUGACAACACGCCUGCAGUCUAUCUUAAGUACCAAGAAUAUUCCAAGUCAGGCCCAGGCGACGAUUUUGCCAGUGAUCUUCGCUACAUGAGGGCAUUUGUCCCGCUACAAGACAUGGUGGACAAGGCGAUCAUCAGCGCCCAGGUGGGCAAAACCAUUGCAACACCGUCACUGAAAGUCAAGCAGUUCCCUUACCCCUGUUAUAACUCUGACAGCUUUUUUGGACGUUUCAAACACGUUUUAUUGCAAUUGAUCAUGAUCCUGGCCUGGUUGAUAUUUAUUGCAUCUGGCAUUGCCUCUGCGGUUAAGGAUCGAGAGUCAGGCAUGGAAGAGACCCUGCGAGUGAUGGGUAUGAGCAGCGUCGUAAACUUCCUGUCGUGGUUCUUCACGACGAUGAUCAGCCAGGUGAUCAUGUCAAUCCUCAUCAUCGUCAUCUUGAAGUUGUCGAACCUGCUGCCAUACAGCAGUUGGUUGCUCAUGAUCCUCCUACUAGUGGCAUUUUCGUUUUCAACUACGAUGCUUUGCUAUUUGAUAAGUGCAUUUUUCACCCGCGCCAGCUUAGCAUCAAUGGCUGGCAUCAUAGUCUAUAUGUUUGGCUAUUUGCCUUGGACAUUCCAUGAGGCCCUUGGAAUGACGGGCCGGUAUAACGAAGCGUAUUAUUUUUCACUGUUGUCACCAUCAGCGUUCAGUUUCGCUGCGGGUUACGUGUCACGUUACGAGGAGAUGGGUGUCGGCAUCCAAUGGGACAAUAUCUACGAUGUGUACCCUGGUGAGAUCAUCACGUUCUCAUGGGCAUGCAUCAUGAUGGUCAUCGACGGGGCAAUCUACUUCAUCAUCGGCUGGUAUGUCCGGAAUGUCUUCCCAGGCAAGUUUGGAAUGCCGCAACCGUUUUAUUUCCCAUUCCUUCCGCGUUACUGGGGCUGUUUCUGCUGCACAAAGAAGGACCAGGCGGCCAAGUACACCAUCAAGAAUGCCUACAGGAACCCCGUAUAUGAAGACAACGAAGCUGUGAAAACUGCCUAUCAUUUGAAAAAGACAGAUCGUGAAUUCACACCAAUGGCAUCCACAAGCAGUACACUUGCCUCAAAAAUAGGCCAGUAUCUCUGCUACAAUGUGUGUUGUCCCACGGCACAGAAUAUGUGUUGUCCCACGCAGAAAAAGAAGAAGUAUACAUUGAACACAAAUGCUCCAAGAUUCAAUGGCACACAUUUCAAAACAGAAGAUCCAGAGAGCUUCCUAAACGAGUCAGAGCCUGUCCAUCUUCCAGUUGGCAUCUCCAUUCACCACCUGACCAAGAAGUACAAGAAGAAGAAGGUUGCUGUCAAUAACCUGUCCAUGAAUUUCUACGAGGGUCAGAUCACUGCCCUGCUUGGACAGAAUGGAGCUGGAAAAACAACCACGAUCAACAUGCUAUGUGGAAUCUUCCCACCAUCAUCUGGCUCUGCUUACAUCAACGGCAAGAGCAUCUGGACCGAGUACAGCCAGAUUCGCAAAACGCUUGGCUACUGCCCUCAACACAAUGUCCUCUUCGAUUCUAUGACGGUGAAGGAACACAUGAAGUUCUUUGGCAAGCUCAAAGGCAUUUUGAGCGCCAAGAAACUGAAGGCAGACAUUUCUAGCCUACUGGACUCAAUGGGCCUGCGCCACUUCAAGAACGAGAAAGUGCGUAACCUCUCGGGUGGUAUGAAAAGACGUCUGUCGGUCGCCAUCGCCUUUGUUGGCGGUUCCCGUGUAGUCAUCCUUGAUGAGCCGACGGCUGGCGUUGAUCCUGCGGCCAGGAGGAACAUCUGGGAUCUGAUUGCCAAACACAAAGAAGGCCGCACCAUCCUGCUGACCACCCAUCACUUGGAUGAAGCAGACAUUCUUGCAGACAGGAUUGCCGUCAUGCACCAGGGCAAACUCCUGUGCACCGGAUCAUCCAUGUUCCUGAAGAACAGGUUCGGCCGAGGCUACCUCCUGACUAUCUCGAAAUCGAAAGUGGACCCUGAUGCUUCUGCAGAUUCGGUCAAGUCAUUCGACAGCGGUGCCGUUAUGGAGUUCAUCAGCCGAGAACUACCCGGGGCCUACAUCGAGGAAGAAGUCGGAUCAGAAGUGCGCGUGUUACUCCCGAUCAGCCAGCGUGAGACGUACCACAAGUUCUUCAGCCUCCUCAACACGUUUACUAAUGACCUGAUGAUCUCGUCUUAUGGUGUGUCUGACACUACGCUAGAGGAGGUGUUCCUGAGUCUUUGCCACCUGGCUGACAAUGGCAAGCAAUUGACACGCGAGAAUGUCGAUGAGAUGCAUCAUCAACACAGCAUGAAGCAGACCAACGGCACCUCCCCAGACAACGGGGUCAUGUCUCUGAGCAUUGAGGAGCCACCAGCGCCUGUCAAUGGAGCCCAGCCACCAGAGGGAGCUAAUGGAACAAAUGGCAUCAAUGGGGUGAAUGGCAUCAGUGGCACAGAUGGCAUCAACGGAACCUCGACCCAGCAACGAAAGAAGACCGUCUUCAAAGUGGGCGGCAUUGCUCUGAAGUUCAUCCAGUUCUGGUCGCUCUUUGUCAAGCGCUUCCACCACCAUCGUCGCUUCCUCCGAGGCUUCAUUACGUAUCUGAUUCUGCCCUGCUUGUUUAUUGCCUUUGCAAUGUGGACCAACACCGUAUCACCAGGAGUUGGGGACUCCGGAUCCCGACAGAUGACGCCGGCUCUGUAUGGAGGAAAUGUCUUCUACAAGAAUUCAAACCCAAUCAACUUCAACAAAUUGAUGUCAGAGAGUUUACUCGGCCCUCCUGGAAUUUCAACCAAUUGUAUGCCUGGAUUCCGCUCACUACCCAAUGUCUGGUAUAGGGACAGACAGAGAAAGGAGGAACUAGCUUCGAGGGAAAUAGCGGUGUGCCUCAAUCAAACUGUCUCACCGCCGUUCACCACGCCGAUCCUGACGCAAGCGCAAAAAGACCAGUACAAGAACCCACCGAGCUGCAAAUGUGACGGUGCGAGACAGGUGUGCCCGGCAUACGCAGAAGGUUACCCACCACCAAGGAAAACGAUGAACUCGUCGGAGACCAUGUUCAAGCUCGACAGUUACAACAUUACUGACUGGAUCCUCAGGACAUAUCAAGAUUUCCCCAAUGACAGGUUUGGUGGCUGGGAAUUUGGAAACACCCAAUCGGCGGCCGCUCAGGACCAGACUGCGACCGUCUGGUUUAAUAAUCGAGGAAUCCACAGCCUGCCAUCAUACGUGAACGGCCUGAGCAAUGCGGUGCAGAGGAAGUAUGCCAAGGAAAUUCUCGGGCAAGACCCUUCAGAAUAUGGUAUCACAGUCUACAAUCAUCCUCUUCCACUCACCACGGAACAGCUGAGUGCUGAAACCAUUCUCCAGAGGGCGUCCCAUCUUGGCACAUCCAUUGUCAUCCUAGUGGCGUUCUGCUUCAUCCCAGCCAGCCUCAUCAUCUACCCGGUUGCCGAGAAUCUGAACCAGGAGAAGCGACUCCAGUUCGUCUACGGUAUAGGCCCUGUCUUGUACUGGCUGACCUCCAUUUUCUGGGAUAUGUUGAUGUUCGCGAUCCCUGUAGGUGUCGCGGCGGGCAUCAUGUAUGGCUUCGAUAUCCCAAUCUACGUGGCCAGGCAGAACCUCCAAGCAUCUGUGGUACUCAUGAUUCUCUUUGGUUGGGCCGCCACUCCAUUCUGUUACAUGAUGGUGCGCACGUUUAAGGAUGCCAGCUCAGCUUUCAUGACCAGUUUCAUCCUCCUUCUGUUCAUUGGAAUCACCUUGACGCUGUGUACAUUCUUGUUAGGAACUUUUGUCACUGCAAGCCCGAUUGUGAAGACUGCCUUAUACUACAUCGAGUACAUCUUCCUUGCCUCACCAUCCUUCGCACUUGGCGACGGCUUCAUCAAGCUCGCUCGUAACCAGAUCCUGGCCGAUAUUUUUGAACCGUAUAAUGAAGACGUCUACAAGAGUCCGUUCUCGUUCGAGAUGCUGGGCUGGCAUUUCGUCGCUCUCGGUAUUCAGGGUGUCGUCUUCUUGCUCAUCACAAUAUGGAUGGAGACGACUUGCGAAUGCUGUUCAAAUGGUUCAAGAUCUGUAACCCACGGUGACGAAGAAGAUGAUGACGUCGUUCAAGAGACAAAGCGCGUGAUGACAGGUGGCGCUAAAGAUGACAUGCUGGUGGUCAAGGGACUCUCGAAGUACUACCGCAGCGGCAUGCACUCAGUCAGAGCCGUCGAUCAUGUCAGUCUUGGGAUACCGAGGGGAGAUUGCUUCGGUCUGCUUGGUCUCAAUGGUGCCGGCAAGACGACCACAUUCAAGAUGCUGACCGGUGAAGUGCCUCCCUCUAGUGGCAAAGCCCGUCUCUUCCGCAAGAACAUCACACACUGCACGUCAAACCUUUCAUCAAAUGUCGGCUAUUGCCCGCAGUUUGACGCGUUAGAUCGGCAGUUGACGGGCGGUGAACUCCUGCGCUGUUACACCAGAUUGAAGGGGAUCAGUGGCCCAGAUGCAGACAGGGUUAUCAAAGACCUGGUCAAUAUGCUUCACCUCCAAGACUGUGUGAAGAAGGUCGUCUCGACUUACAGCGGCGGUAUGAGGCGGAGACUAUCCAUAGCGAUUGCUAUGAUCGGUGACCCACAACUUGUACUCUUGGACGAGCCCACUGCUGGUAUGGACCCCCAGAUGCGACGAUAUGUCUGGAACGCAUUGAUGGAUGUGAUUCACGACGAUCGCUCCAUUGUGUUCACGUCCCACAAGAUGGACGAGUGUGAAUUCCUUUGUACGAGGAUAGCCAUCAUGGUGAAUGGUCAGUUCAGAUGUUUGGGAAGCCCGCAGCAUCUCCGAUCCAAGUUUGGGGAGGGUUACACGCUCACUGUCCGCCUCUCAGAGAAGGCAAGUCCGCUAGAGGUUACUGAGUUUGUUCAGAGUAGAUUCCCCGGUGCCGUCCUAAAGGACCAACAUUUCCAAUUGCUGGUGUUCAAUAUCCCCUCCAAUAUGUCCCAACUUCCCAAUAUCUUCGCCUUAAUGGAGGAUGAGAGACAUAUCCUUGGGGUGGAAGACUACUCAGUCAACCAAACAACCCUUGACCAGGUGUUCGUGAACUUCUCGCAAGAUCAAGAUGAUGGCGUCAUCGAUGAUGAUUCCCAAAGUGACAUCGAGACGAAACAAAAUGAUGUAUUUCAAUCCGCUGCGUUCGACAACAGUCUUUAUGCCACGAACUCUCGGCCAAUGAGAGGCAUGGAAUACAACGAUCCAAAGGGUUACGAGAAUCAAAUGUACGACAACAUGAGUGCGUCGCAGUACGAUAAAAAUAUCACUGGUCAUUCCGGCAUUGUACUCGACGAGAAAUCAACAAAGUUAUAGGACUGUACGCAUUGGCUGUGAUGGUGUUGGAAUCAAAGACUGCUGAAAUUGACAUGAUUUUAGUUCAUGAUCAAUGGAAAAACUUGAAAAGUUUGGAUUCCAGAUUUAUAGAAGUAUUCGACUUGAUGAAGAAGCCCUGCUUCUUGUAAUUCCGCUUGUGGUCGUUCAAACACAAGCUAAUAGACAAUGCAAGCUUUUUAUUUAUGUUUAUAUCUAAAGGUAUCAAUAUUAUUUAUUCAUGUCAGGUUAGGUUGAAUCAUGCAGUGUUAGUUUCUACAUUACUGAUAACUACAAACUGAGAGAUGGUCAGUAAGUUCUCGGUUUCCUCUGUCGUCUGCUGUCAAACACUGAGACCGGUAAUUAUGACCACCCGAAAUCAACUUGGCUAAAUCUGUUCUCAUUUGAAACCUCUUAAAUUUUUCACUUCUGUGGCAUCUGGUUUAAAUCAAUCUUCAUUUCAUGGUUCAACUUAACAAUUUAUACUGUGAUUGAGAUUAAAAUAAAGAGGGUUAAAUAAUGACCUGGUGUGCAAACAAUUGGACUCAACCUUGGCCCAGUAAUGACUUUGGGAAAAGCAUAUGUGAAAAUGUGCAUGGGAGAUUUCUGCACCAGAUGUCAUCCAUGGUGCCAGGGAUUAAUGUACAUGAGCGCUUAGCAACACAUUGCUAGCAAUGAUUCAGAGUGUCUAAUUGUUCUUUCAUUUUGCCUCAAGAAUUCAUGUGUUUUCAAAUGAUUUAACUGAAGAUUAAAGUACCGUAUUUUCCGGAUUAUCCCCCGCACUGCCCUAUGACCCGCACCCCCUUUGACCAUUACCUAAAGCCACGCAAGACCCGCACCUGAUUAUGACCCGCACUGCUCCAAGACCCGCAUUCUCCAAAAAUAGUAAGCCAUUCAUUGAUGUUGACAUCCUAGAACCGCCAUGUUUUUUUUAAUUGUUAACCAAAGUGGAUCAAUUCCAGCAUGGCCGUAACUAUUUUCCCUAGCGGAGACAUCACAAACUAUGCGAUCAUGGCGGAAAUGUUGGUUGAAAACAAUGCGAAAACGAUGGACAUAAAUCCUUAUCAAGUAACCAGUUUGGUCCCCUUUUUUUUCUUUGGGGUUGGGGCUUAUCCCUCUCAGAAUCCAUGCAAGACCCGCACCUUUGUAUUACCCGCACCCCUACUUUUUGGGCCUGUUUGAGGGCAAAAAGCCGCGGGUCAUACGCCGGAAAAUACGGUACUGUACUUAUUAAGAAAAAUAUGGCGCACGCUAGAAUGACACAUUGACUGUACAUGUAUUUACUGCCAAAAUGGACUAAAUUUGCCUAUUCAAAAAAGUAUUCUUUAAAAAGAUGAAAAUAAACCCUGAAUCAUAUUUGCCAGAACUAAGAUUUGAGCCAUUUGUUGCAGUCAAUCAUAAUAAAAAAAUGUUUGAUGAACAAAAUAUUUGAUUGAGUCAUACGUCGUUUCUUCUGAUAUAAUUGACGGAACCACAUUGUAGUACGUUUUACCGCUAUGUCUGUGAUAACAUACUUUACUAGACGUUUUCACUUAACGAGAUGCUCCCGAGAAAUCUUUGAGCCUGCUUUCACAAUCAGCUUGGAAUCAAAUGCUAGGAGCCUGAUUAUUUACCUGGGGAAGGGGGAGGAGGUGAUUAUAAGCAUUCUUCACUGAUCUCAUAUUAUGUAUGUUUUCAUGUUCUAUAUACUCAACUUUUCCCAUGAUUUACAUUCGUAGUAUUAAUGUGUAAAAUAUUUUGCUAGAUAUUUCAAAAUUUAUUUAGAUCAUUUCACUUUGUUCACAUGUAAAUAAAUAUUAGAUUCUUCUAAUUAUACUUCGAGAUUUUGAUUAAUGUUUACUUUGAAUUAACACAUUCAGGUAGCUGCGUAUAACAUUUCAGCUUGAAUUGUGUAUUGUGUAUUGUUAAGAUGCCACACAGCUCAACAAUGUAGUGAGCUUCAAAGAAAAAAGAUACAUGUAGUCUGUGCCGAACAAAAAUAUUUGAACUAUACUCAAAGAAACUACAUGUAUAUGGUUUUAACUGAUGUCUAUCAACAUCUCAGUUAUUAUUUCAAAAUAUGAGAAUAAAAAUUAUCAAAAUCAUGACAAAAAAUAUGUUGCAUAUUUCAAAGCUUAGUCUGUCGUUCCUUUGUUUUUGUGGAUUCAGACAGUUUGUCUGCAUGAUUUUUGAAAUAUGUUGUUCAUUCUUAGGAUAAACGGCCAUAAUCAUGGUAAAAUAUUUGUGCCAACUUAAAGUCUUUCGCUGUCGACUGUAAUCAACAAUUAGGCCUUUUGUCACUGUGUGCCAGCAACGACCCCACUCCCGAGGGUUAUUUGGCACACACUUUUGACUAGAACAGGCUGGUCCUGUUAUUAUAAUUUCAACUGCUAAUGUUCAUUUGGUAUAAUCUGCAAUGUUCAUUGUUCAUCAUGUAGUAUUCAUUGUUCAUCUUGUUCAUCAGUGUGUUAGUAAUAUCGAAUUUGAAAAAAACCCCACAAUUUGGAAAGAUUAUAUAGACAGGAACUGAUUUUGCUAUUUAGAGAAUAUACAUGUGGAUAAAAAAUCUGAUAUUGAUCUAUAAUGAAAUGUUCAACCUUGAUAACUUUCAACCUUGAUUACUUUUGUUGAUUUCAGGAUUUAGUUGUUGUCAUCUGCUGUGAAAAAAUAUAUUGAGUUACAUGUAAAUUAAGUGUCAGCUGCAGAUUGGAAAGUAUUAGCUCUAUAAACAAGUUUUGUUAAAUUUCAUUUUCAUUCUGUGAACCAAAACUUCAUUCUGUUAGAUGUACACUUUACAAAAAUAAUGCACUUAUUCCCACUAUUCAGCAUUGACACUUUGCACAGUGUACUGCACAAUAGCAAAGUAAGAUUGGAUUAGACUACACUAAUCCAACGUGCCUUAAAAUGCUUCUUGAUUUUAUAUGUCACCUGUCACCAAAAUCAGGAAAACAUCGUGCCUGUUCUGUAAUGUCUCCGACCUCAAAGGUCAAAUUUUUGCAGUCUUGAUUUUGAAUCAAGUUUACACCCUCGGAAAUUUUAUGGUUUGCAGUAUAAAGUCUCAAAUCACACGCAGAAAAAUCAGAAAAGCAGUGUUCUCAUAACUUUAAUUUGGGGCCGACUGAUUCGGUCUUUAAUAGACACGUUGUGAGAGUACAAUUAUCAGGUGACCUUCACCUUCAGCCGUAAAGGACUAUUUACCCGUCCUCUUUAUCUAAGGCAACAUAAUGACCAUAAAAAGGCAAAAGAAAUAGGCAUGAUGUUUUCCAAAAUUAAUCUUUUUUGGAUAACGUCCAAACAAUAUGGCUUUUUGAUAAUAUGUAAAUGACAAUGCAAGUAUUAUAUGCGUGGACAGAUGUUUAUGACUGUGUUGUUCCUAUUGUACAUGUUGCGACAUGGGGAAUAUUUUGUAAAAGAAUCGUGGAUCAUGACCAGAAUGAUGUGAAAACAUUAUUUUGUAUAAUAAUAAAUCACUAUUAAUUAAAAUCUU